AUGGGGAUUCACCUGUCGAUUCGCAUGCUCUCGAAACUACUAGUUCUGUUGUUGUUUCAUCUUGUGGUUGCAAACUUUGCAGACUCUUUGCAGCAGCUAUCUUGCCAUGCUGAGGAGAGCUCUGCCUUGCUGCAGUUCAAGGAGAGCUUUAUUAUUACUAACAAAUCUGCUUCAAAGGUUUCAUCAUGGAAACCAGCUGGAGGAGGAAAUAGCAGUUGUUGCUCGUGGGACGGCGUGGAGUGUGACGAGAUAACAGGUCAUGUUAUUGGCCUUAAUCUUAGCAGCAGUUAUCUCUACGGCUCUUUGAACGCCAAUAGUAGCCUGUUCAGCCUGGUGCAUCUUCAACGGUUAAGCCUCUCUUACAAUAAUUUCAAUUACUCUCAAAUUCCAUCUAGCAUAAGAAAUUUUCCAAGCCUCACUCAUCUUGACCUCUCUGGCUCUUUCUUUUCUGGUCAAGUCCCGUCUGAAGUCUCACACUUGUCCCAGUUGACAUACCUUAGUCUGUGUUGCAAUGUUCUUGAAAUUGAAACAUCUCCUUCUUAUGAUCCUCCGCGAUUGUUGAAACUUCAACCAUCUGAUUUGAGAAGUCUGGUUCAAAAUUUAACUAGUCUAGAAACUCUUAGUCUUAGUUACAUUAACAUAUCAUCGAUCAUACCCAUUUCCUUGACAAAUUUAUCAUUUUUAACAUCCCUUUUCCUCAGGAAUUGUGAUUUGUUUGGCGAAUUUCCAGUGAAAAUUUUCAAUCUACAGAACUUAAAAGUUCUUAGUGUGAGAUACAACCAAAAUCUCGUUGGAUAUUUUCCUGAAUUUAAUCAAAGUAGUCCCCUCAUCGAACUGAGAGUUGCUUCUACUGGGUUUUUUGGAACAAUACCUUCAUCAAUUGAAAAGCUUAAUUCAUUGCAAGAGUUGGAUGUGUAUCAAUGCAAUUUUUCAAACUUUUUGGUUCCAUCUGCACUUGGCAAUCUUAGACAGCUCACUUAUCUAGACAUUUCAGCAAACAGAUUUGGAGGUCCAAUUCCUAAUUCUUUGGCAAACCUUACCCAAUUGACUUCGUUUUUCGUUUUUGGCAAUUCUCUAACUGGUCCAAUUCCAUCAUGGCUUGGUAACUUUAGCAAACUAGUUGAACUAAAUUUUGCUGACAAUCAUUUGAAUGGUUCAGUUCCCGCCUUAUUUUCCAAUCUCACCAAUCUCAAGGUCCUUUAUUUAGGUAACAACAGCCUGAGCGGUGUAGUGGAGUUCCAAAUGUUUCAGAAGCUACAAAAUCUUAAAGAACUCGGAUUGGCUAGUAACAAUUUGGAAUUUGUUACUGAACGAUUUCCAAAUGUUAUGGAUGCAACUGUUCCACAGUUCAGGAUUCUGUAUUUGCAUUCAUGCAAUUUAAAAGAGUUCCCAUAUUUCUUAAGAAAUCAGACAAAGUUAGAACGGUUGGAAAUGCGUGGAAACAACAUCCAUGGCGAAGUACCAAACUGGCUGUGGAACAUAAGCAAGGAAACUCUGACUUUAGUGGACAUUACUGAUAACUUCCUUUCGGGCGAACUUCCAGUUGUCAUUCCCUGGGUUAACAUGCUCUGCUUGAGGCUUUCAAACAACAGUUUUCGUGGACCACUACCAAUCCCUCCACCAUCCUUGCUAGAAUAUGGAGCCACUAACAACAAAUUUACUGGAGAAAUUUCACCAUUGCUUUGCAAUAUGAAUUCUCUUUUGUACCUUGAUGUGUCGAAAAAUAACUUGAGUGGCACACUUCCUCAAUGUCUUGGAAACUUUAGUGAUGGUCUAAUGCUUUUACUUCUUGGAAGCAACUCUUUUCAUGGAAUGAUGCCUCAAUCAUUCAACAACAGAAGCAAUUUGAGGAUGAUUGAUGUUAGUCAUAACCAAUUGCAGGGGCAAUUACCGAGGGCACUGGCGAAUUGUGUGAUGCUUGAGUAUCUGGUUCUGUCAAACAAUCAAUUCAGUGAUGUUUUUCCCAUUUGGCUGGGGACUCUUCCAGAGUUAAAACUUUUGGCAAUGCGCCAUAAUGGGUUUAAUGGUGUGAUAGGAGACACUAGAACGAAUAUUGACUUCCCCAAGUUACGCAUUCUUGAUUUGUCAUACAACAAUUUCAAAGGUGAGAUUCCACCUUUGUUUCCAGAUAUUGCUGUGAACAUGUCAACAUACAUGCAGGCAGAAGUACACUAUGUCGUCACUACUAUUUAUGUUACACGGAGUGUUGCUUACUCAAUCACAAUAGCAAUUAAGGGUCUGGAGUUGUACUAUUCAAAGAUUCAAGAAGGCAUUGCAGCCAUUGAUUUCUCAAGCAACAAAUUUGAAGGGAAGAUUCCAGAGUUCAUUGGGAACCUUACAGAGCUUUGCUCACUCAAUAUUUCCAACAACAUUCUCACUGGUUCAAUUCCAUCAUCGUUGGGUAACUUAAGGAAGCUUGAAUCGUUGGACCUUUCACAAAACAAGCUCUCAGGGCAGAUCCCCCAACAACUAACGCGGCUUACAUUCCUUGGGACCUUUGAUGUGUCUCACAACAAUCUCACAGGUCCUAUACCGCAAGGUACCCAACUUACUUCCUUAAAUAGCACUUCAUAUGAGGGAAAUCUUGGAUUGUGUGGAGAUCCAUUACCAAACAAAUGCAGAGAGGCCCCUCAACGGCCACCUUCAACUGAAGAAGAUAAUGGUUCAGGCUCAACUGGAAUGGUUGAAUUUGAUUUGAAAUUUGUUUUGGCUGGAAUUGGAAGUGGGUUUGUAGUGGGUGUUGUUCUCGCGGAUUUCAUGAUCACAAGAAGGCAGGAAUUGUUUCUUAAGGUUGUUGGAAUGGUGAGGCUAAUGAUAUGGAAAAGGUAG
This is a messenger RNA of Prunus persica (peach), 2829 nucleotides long. RefSeq names its product receptor-like protein 12. Bases 1 to 2829 code for a protein of 942 amino acids. The record is from RefSeq and is a predicted model, not a curated record. The transcript has a single exon. Gene Ontology annotation, molecular function: protein binding. NCBI's taxonomy places the organism in Eukaryota, Viridiplantae, Streptophyta, Magnoliopsida, Rosales, Rosaceae.